Sebastes umbrosus (honeycomb rockfish) is the source of this 1143-nucleotide messenger RNA. RefSeq names its product RecQ mediated genome instability 2 (gene rmi2). The coding region runs from base 92 to 523 and encodes 143 amino acids. Gene Ontology annotation, biological process: DNA repair; maintenance of rDNA; negative regulation of double-strand break repair via homologous recombination. The record is from RefSeq and is a predicted model, not a curated record. The transcript is spliced from 2 exons. NCBI's taxonomy places the organism in Eukaryota, Metazoa, Chordata, Actinopteri, Perciformes, Sebastidae. Gene Ontology annotation, cellular component: cytosol; nuclear speck.
AUUUCCGGUAUGGAACUAUGCGUGGCGGGAAGCGGGUAAUGCAAACUUCUCCAGCCUUGGACCGACGUUAAAACGACAGUAGCAGUCGGUAAUGAAUACAACCGUAGAGCGGAAACGGCCACCGCCGGUGAAAGUGUUGUCCAGUCAGCUGAGGACGGCAGAGAGCCGGGGGACCGCAGCAGACAGCGGGGAUGGUUAUGUUAUCAGGCCGGGCAGGGGUCGCUCUCUGCCGGUCUCUCUGGUGUGGAUGCAGGGGACCGUCCUGGAGGUCCAGCUGGACACAAACACCGUCCUACUGAUGGAUGAGACGGGCACCUUCGCUGUUCAAGGCGUCAAUAACAUCCCCAAAGGGAAACCAUGUUUGGCCCAAGGCAAAUAUGUCAUGGUGAUGGGUGUCAUCACGGCCGUCUCCCCGGAGCCAGUCAUCCGCGCCGUGAAGAUGGCAGACCUCUCUGAGCUCUCCGCGCUGCACAGACGGAUGUGGAAGCUUGAGGUGGAGGAGCUGCAGCAGGUGCUGGCCUGAACGCAGAGCUGCUGGUGGAAAACGCCGCCUCGCCGAUGGCAGGACGACCUGCUCCUGUCAUGUGGGUCCAGCUGGGUAUAUGCAGCAUUGAAGUGGUUCUUGACAAAUGGAAAAAAACUACCUCAAAGGACUGAACAGCGGAUUCUACUUGAUGUCAGGCUUCUGACUGGGAGGUGUGAUGCAAGAGUGACUAAGACUGAGAAAACUGACUUGUGUUUGUGCAUUCAGUAUUUAUGCUGUGAAGCGUGAUGCUUAGUUUCCCCACUGGGCUCCGACAGCAAGGAGGUCAGAGUCUCGAAGAGAAGAAGUGGAGCUGUAGGCCUCGUGUUACCUCUAAAAAUGAUCUGCCAACGCUUCGGGGAGAAAAAUAACACCCAGAUUUGGAAGCGUCUUGGAAUCGUUAACUUACUAUACGAAGUAUCUUGUCCGAUUUUACCACUAGCAUCAUCUUUGUAAUAAUUUGGCAUUCAUUCAGAGCUGAUAUAAGAUGGUUGUGCAAAUAUUAAAUAAAGAUAACACGGAUUUUCAAGUACAUACUGCACCAGGAUGGACAUUCAAAUCUGUUUUUCAAGGACAAAAUAUUAAACUUGAUUUCUGCAGAAAACAAAUAAAGCAAAAAA